AUGUGUUUUGUACCGGGCGGUUCUCGCGUGCCGGCACAGCAGCUUGUGGUAACCUUGAACGGACGCGUGGCCAUUGAUACGCUGCAUGCCGUAGCCGACGGAGGAAGCACGUGUUUUGGUGAAAGCGCCGAAUUGUCAAAAGAAAAGAGUGACCUCACAAUGCGGCAGGACCAUGGCGGCGGUCCCGAGACGGAAGCUUUGAACGACGCCGCCAAAGGCACGUCCGUUACUGGGAGGGCUGAGGCGUUUGGGUGGCGCAAGUGGAGGGUGCGCGGCAGGAUGGGAAGCGUUUGCGCGCAAGCGUAUUGGACAGAGGGGGCCAAAGAAUGCUUGCAUUUGCGCCCGAUUGUGCAGUACGUAUCGCUAGGCCAGGUCGCAGCAAAGGCAGCGCUGAGACACGGAGAUGCGGACGAGACACGAGCUGAGCCAAUGGAAGCCGGCACACGCUUCUACGUACUUGGGCGACGCGCGCAAAAGACACGACAGGCGCGAGGCGGCGCGUCGGUAGGCGGGGAGAUAGGUAAAAAGGCACUGCGGCGGAGGAACGGGCUGUACGGGCUACACGGGAAGAGGGUACCUGCACAAAUCACGGCCGGGCUCGCCGGCUCUGGCUGUCUGGGGGGCGGAACCAAUUUUCACGCCGCGGGCCAAUGGAAGAGCGGUGGCAGCAGAGGGGAAAGCGCCGUUGGCUGCGCGCCGGGGUUUUUUGCUGCCUGUGGGACUGUGAUUUGGCUGGGUGCGGAAAUGCCAGCCAGGCCACCAAUGCGCGUCGAGAGGACUGGUAAUGUGCGGCCAGGGCGAGACAGAGACACAAAAGGGCGACUGUGGGAGAGGCGGCGGCUGGCGACUGCGUGGGCGGCUGGCGACGAUGCCGACACCGACACCGACGCGGAUGGACAUGGGCAGCAUGGGGGUGCUGAUGGUGAUGAUGAUGAUGCUGCUGCUGCUGCUGCUGGGGCGGACGCAAGCGACGCACCGCCGCUCGUAAUGGGUACGUGUAGUGUAGAGAGAAACAUAGUCACAGUCGUCGCGGGCUCAGCCGGGCGGCAGGCUGCGGCUACGGGGGGUGGUGGGCUGCUGCGAUGGCCACGGCUCAUCACAUCCCAUCCUGUCCAUCCUCUCCCACCCCCCCAGGCAAGCGAGUGGGUGGACGGGCAGGGUGACGCGCAAAAUGCAGCUGGUGGCUGA
Messenger RNA from Bipolaris victoriae FI3, 1188 nucleotides. RefSeq lists its product as hypothetical. NCBI's taxonomy places the organism in Eukaryota, Fungi, Ascomycota, Dothideomycetes, Pleosporales, Pleosporaceae. The record is from RefSeq and is a predicted model, not a curated record. The transcript is spliced from 8 exons. The coding region runs from base 1 to 1188 and encodes 395 amino acids.